Molecule: messenger RNA, 774 nt
Organism: Ambispora leptoticha
Lineage: Eukaryota; Fungi; Glomeromycota; Glomeromycetes; Archaeosporales; Ambisporaceae
Source: the annotation of a GenBank genome assembly
AUGACAAUCGACGAUAAUAAAUAUAUAAAGAUUUGCGACAGCAUAUUUACUAAACAUUGGAGCCUCGGCUUUAAUAAUGAAACUAUGAAAUUUUACCCUGCAAAAAUACCUGAAUCUCCAAAAUAUCUAUGUCAAAAUACAGAGUUUCCAUUCUCUGAUGAGAUAUCUGACCAUGAUAAGCAUCUAAUAAAGCACAUCAAAGUGUUGAUUGAUACGGAAACAUUAAAUACAGGAGAUGAUUUCGACGUGGCUGAGUCAAUAGAAAAAUGGUGUCAAAAAAACGAGCAGACGCCUGAAAAAAUUUACCAAAUACUAAAAAAGAAUUGUUUGAGUUCUCCCGCGUAUUGGUUAUGCCUUCUAGGCUUUUUUGAACAAUGUGGACUCGGGACUACUGGAAAUUUAAAAAAUGCAUUGCGUUUUUACCUCAUCGCGGCAGCCGGAUCCGAUGCAUUUGCGGCUAAUCAAGUGGGUUUUAUUCAUCCAUGGCAUGAACAUAAUUCAGACUACCGCUUAAAAUUUUAUAAAAAAGCUGCAGAUAGGGAUCAUGUACAUGGAUAUUUGAAUCUGACAAAUAAGUAUUAUUUCGAUAAACAGUACAGGAAAUAUUUUAUCUGUUUUUACCGUUCUGCUUGUAAAGGCUAUUUGAAAGGUUAUGAACACGUGAUUUCGUGUUAUUUGGCAGGACGUGGUGUUAAUAAGGAUGAACAUAUGGCAUAUCGAUGGAAGUUACGCCUCAGAAAUGCCAAAAAAAAUGUUGGAGAAAAUCAAGGCUAA